Messenger RNA from Protopterus annectens (West African lungfish), 361 nucleotides. Its product is annotated as splicing factor 3A subunit 2-like. Lineage: Eukaryota; Metazoa; Chordata; Ceratodontiformes; Protopteridae. The transcript is spliced from 2 exons. Gene Ontology annotation, cellular component: U2-type prespliceosome; U2 snRNP; catalytic step 2 spliceosome. Bases 17 to 340 code for a protein of 107 amino acids. The record is from RefSeq and is a predicted model, not a curated record. Gene Ontology annotation, biological process: spliceosomal complex assembly.
UGCUUAUUUGUUUUUCAUGCAUCAGGUACCCAGUAGGGAAAUUGACAAAGCAGAAGGAAAGUUUUGGACUCACUGGAACAGAGAAACCAAACAGUUUUUCCUUCAGUUUCAUUUCAAGAUGGAAAAGCCAGCAACCCCACAAACUACAACUACAGGAUCGACAGUAACAAAGAGACCACCGCCUCCCCUGAUGAACCCUCCAAGAGUGACUGAUUCAAUGCCACCUCCCCCAGGUGGAAUGCCUCUUCCACCCCCUGGCAGCACACCACAGAUGCCCCCACCUCCGAUAUUAAGACCACCACCAUCAGAAGUUACAAGCACAUCAUCUUCCACAAGUUAAUAAAUGUUGUUUCACUUGUUA